Molecule: messenger RNA, 453 nt
Organism: Camelina sativa (false flax)
Lineage: Eukaryota; Viridiplantae; Streptophyta; Magnoliopsida; Brassicales; Brassicaceae
Source: RefSeq, a predicted model, not a curated record
CAUUGUACUGCUGGUCAGGAGAGGUACCGUGCCAUCACUAGCGCAUACUACCGUGGAGCUGUGGGUGCACUCCUAGUAUAUGACGUAACCCGCCGUGCAACAUUUGAGAACGUAGACCGGUGGUUAAAGGAGCUCAAGAACCACACAGAUCCAAACAUAGUAGUGAUGCUGGUUGGUAACAAAUCCGAUCUCCGCCACUUACUUGCUGUUCCUACAGAAGACGGGAAAUCCUACGCGGAACAAGAAUCGCUCUGCUUCAUGGAAACAUCUGCCCUUGAAGCUACCAAUGUCGAGGACGCAUUUGCAGAGGUGCUGACACAGAUCUAUCGCAUCACAAGCAAGAAGCAAGUAGAAGCUGGUGAAGAUGGGAACGCCUCUGUCCCAAAAGGUGAGAAAAUUGAAGUUAAAAACGAUGUCUCUGCUCUGAAGAAACUCGGGUGCUGCUCAAAUUAA